CCCAUCACCCUACAACCCCACCGAUUAACCCUUGUGAAAAAAAAAAAAACCCCUUUCAUAUUCUCUUCCACGGCGACGCCGGUCACGGGAGAAAGCGUUAUUGAGGCGGCGGGGAGGCAGCGAGCUUUCAACCAUGGACCUGGACGACCUCGACGCGCCGAGCCAGGUUCCCUCUCGAGUCUCCAGGUUCGCGCCCAAAUUCUCCAAGCUCAAACCCAAAUCCAAGUCCGAAUUGGCCUCGGCUCAGGAAUCCCUAGGCUCGGUCCUUCCCAAGACCGAGACCGGUCAGACGGCGCCGAAACCCGAGCCGCAGGAAUUCGAGGCGAAGAAGGAGAAGGAAAUCGAUGCGAAGCCGAAACCCGAGAAUGGCUUCGUGAAAAUGGAGGUUGAUUCCGCGGCCGGAGCCAAGGAAGAACCGGAAGAAAACGAUUCCAUGGAAGUGGAAGCCGAAGAGGAUAUGGUUGUUAGAGAAAUUGACGUCUUUUUCAAUCCUAAAAUCGACGAAGGCACUCAGCUAUAUGUUUUGCAAUAUCCUUUGAGGCCGAGUUGGCGUCCCUAUGAAUUGGACGAGCGAUGUGAAGAGGUUAGGGUGAAGCCUGCAAGUUCUGAAGUGGAAAUGGAUUUAUCUUUGGAUGUUGAUUCCAAGAAUUAUGACCCAGAUUGUGGUGACAGAUUGAAUAUGACCAAGCAGACUUUGUGUUGUUCAUGGGACCAGCCUCGAGCUACUCGUUAUGCUGUUGGGGUUUUGAUGGGUAAUAAGUUACACCUGAAUCGUAUUCAUGCAGUUAUGCAGCUUCGCCCAUCACUUAAACAUCUAAUUUCUGCUGGGUCAAAAAAGAAAAAUAAUGUUAAAGUAGAUGCAGAAGAUACAGUUAAAUUAGAAGAAUCUAGUGGUAAAAAAGCUAUUGGUUCAUCAAAGAAGCAGAUUAAGCAGGAGAACUCUUCUGUGAAGCAAAAAAUUGCAGAUGAGGAGGGCUGGGUUCCACUCAAGUAUCAUGGCUCAGAGUCCGAAUCUUCAGUAAGAUAUUUACGAAAAAUGGCCGUUCAGGAAUCUUCGCCUUUACAAUUUACAAUGAGCCCGUAUGACUACCUUAACUCCUUGUGUCCUGGAUCCUGCAAGAAUGGCAAUGAGCCCAAAGGUCCCUCAAGGAGGGCGUUGCUUUCACUACCUCUAGAAGAGCGUAUUAAGUCAUUACUCUGUGAGGGACUUGCACCAGUUCACCGAUUCAGUGUUCUUAAGCAUUUUGCUCCUGAUUGCACUACAAAAGAGAUUCUGGAUGCCCUUCAGAAUCAUGCGCUAUUAGUGCAAGGUCUCUGGGCUCCCAAGAGUUCAUUGCUAUUAGGAACCAGUAAAGAGACUGGCGCUCAGCGGAUCGCUAGGGAUUACGUCCUCCUUUUAUUUUGGAAGAAUCCAGUUUUCAGCUUUUCAUCUUUGCAUUUUCCGUCAUCUCUCAAAACCGCUGUGAAUAAAUUCCUGAACAUUUUAGGUGUUGAAAGACCUUCAGUCAAAGAUUGGAAAUUUAAAGGGCAGACAGAUAUUUCUUUUAUAAAAAACUAUCCAGAUGUUGUUAAGAAGCAAGAAGAGGUUUGGGGAGAUUUAGAGAGAGAUAUAAUGAAUAUGUUUGGAGAUGGAAAAUCUGGUCGCGGUCCAAAGAAUACCAGCAUUCCUAGCAGGCCCGUUAAACCCUUGAAUUCUAAUAAAGGUGUACCAAAAGGUACAAGUGAAGUAGUCGGUGGGAAAAAAAUUCCAGAUGAUAUUCGAGAAGUUCUAUGUUCAAAGAUCCUCCCAAAAGUCAUUCAAGAACACAAGGUUUGCAGCUUACAGCUGAUGUGUCAAGGUUUACGUGAACUAGCACUUAACAAGUUAAAUCUUCCAAAGGCAGAUGAUAGAUUUGCAAGGGCGGCAGCUUGUGGUACUGCUUCCCCUGGUGAGCUAGUAAAACUUCUUGAUGAAACUGCGAUAAACAUUCAUGGUCUAUAUGUCUUAAAGUCAUCUGCAGAGCACCCACAAUAUGAUCCAUUCAGGAACGUUGUGAUUGAUCUUCUACGCCAAAAUGGACUUGCCGCGAAACUUAAAAAGGCUGAAAUUUUUGAUGCUGCUAAGAACGCUCUUAAAAGGGAUGUAACUAGCAAUGAAUACAGCAAGGUCAUGAAUGAAAUUUGCGUGUUCAAAGGGUCAUGUUGGAUGUUGAAAAGCGGUGAUGGCAAUCCAAAAUGAUGUAUUGACAUUUUCUCAUUGGAUUGAGUAGAAAAUACUUCGUUCAAGGCUAUGCGGGCACCACAAGGACUGAAAUUUUUUUUAGUAUAGGAAAAAUGAAAAUAUAUUGGCUCUACGCAUAUAAUAGAUAUAAAUAGAAAAUGUCCCAACUAUCCAGAACCAUUCUAUGCUGCUGCUCCCCAAAUGUGCAGAAAGAAGUUCUACCUCUCGGAUUCAUCUCUACUCAUGGCAUUUAAUUCUAAAUUAAUUUCCUGAUAUUAUUUUUAGGGCAAUUUUCUGAUGUUAUUUAGGAUAAAAUACAAGUUAUCAAAGAGGAAAGAAUUUAUACCUUACCAUAUUGCUUUUUCUUUCUUUCUUUUUUCUUUUUGUCUCCUAUUCCAGCUUAAUGUUUUUAUUCUGUAUUUGGUCUUUGGGGUCUUUAAUGGUUUAUUGGUGCACUAAAUAUUAUGUAAUA
Messenger RNA from Morus notabilis, 2672 nucleotides. RefSeq names its product DNA-directed RNA polymerase III subunit RPC5. Bases 134 to 2218 code for a protein of 694 amino acids. The record is from RefSeq and is a predicted model, not a curated record. The transcript is spliced from 13 exons. NCBI's taxonomy places the organism in Eukaryota, Viridiplantae, Streptophyta, Magnoliopsida, Rosales, Moraceae. Gene Ontology annotation, biological process: DNA-templated transcription. Gene Ontology annotation, cellular component: RNA polymerase III complex; nucleus.